This is a messenger RNA of Symbiodinium sp. CCMP2456, 2061 nucleotides long. NCBI's taxonomy places the organism in Eukaryota, Dinophyceae, Suessiales, Symbiodiniaceae. The record is from the annotation of a GenBank genome assembly.
AUGGCCCCUUUGACUGUGAUAUCGCCACAGCCAGAGGCGGUCGAGUUCCGUGUUGCCCGCGAUGGCUCAUUGAAUGCCUGGGUGAAGCUGCGGAAUACGUGGAGCGGCCAAGUCGCUUACAAAAUGAAGACCACAGCCCCCAAGGACUACACCAUAAAGCCUGCGUCUGGUUCAAUUCGCCAGGGAGAGUUCCACGAUGUGCAGAUCAUACGGAAGUCGCCGGAAGAAGGGGGAAGUCCUGACAGCAGUAAGAAGGUCAAAUUCCUCGUUCAAGCCGCGGGUGUGACAACGCAGGCGCAGAAGCUGCUGCUUUAUGCCGCUGAUAAAGGCAAAGCUGCUGGCAGGACGAAGUUUUGGGACAGCAUUCCGAAAGAGGAUCUCCAGGAGCAGCAGUUGCCAGUGAAGAUGCCGAGUGAAGAGCCUGAAGAGUUCGAGGACGCACUGGAGGCGCCCUACGAUGCUGAACAAUCUGUGGAUGCCACCAUUAGCGAACUUUGGAAAGCUCGCAAAGCGAGAUCACAGGAGUUCAAGGGAGAUGAGGAAGCAGACGACGGCCAUGCUGGCGGCGCCGGUGCCGGCAGAGGUGCCGCCGAGACUUUCGAGGCGCCGCACAACAACGCAGGUCGCAAGGGUGACGGCCGCGGCGACGGCACAGAGGCUGGUGAGAAAGAUCGACCCGACAGGAUGUCCGUGCCUCGAAAGGGCUAUGGCGGAGGAAAGCUGACGGACCAAGACGUCGACGACAUCGUGGGCCGAAUGACAAAGAUUGGACCCGACGGCAAGCCUGUCGUCCAGGUUCUCCCCCGGCCAACUGGUUCUGCGCCUCCGGGCUUUGAAGGGCCUGAACCGGCGACUUCCUCUCCAUCCUUGGGGCCAAGCCCUGCUCCAGAUGCGCCAGCAGAACGCAAGCCUUUGCAUCUGAACACGGCCCACAAGGCUCAAAGACACGACGUUGUGCUACAAGGACAUUCACGACCCGUCACUUACGUCGCCUUCGAUGCUGCCGGCAAAACAUUGUACACUUGUGGCAAGGACAAGUUGGUCAUUGCCUGGAGCGUGCCCGACGGAGAGUGCCUCCGCAAGUACGAAGGGCACAGGGGCGCUGUGUGGGCAUGCUCUCUCAACAACGAUGAGGGACUGCUGCUGACAUGCGGUGCAGACAACUUUGUGCUGCUGUGGGAGGCGGCUUCUGCCAGUUUGCUCUACGAGGUCGAACUGCCUGGAGUGGUGCGAUGCGUGGAGUGGUCGCAUGGUUUGUGCUUGCGCUUCGCUUGCUGCUGUAACGGCUUCAAGGCCAAGCCAGCAGCCGUCAACGUGUUCGAGCUUGCCACGCUGGGGGCCGCCUUCAAUUCAAGGUGCUGUACCUCGAUUGAGGUACCCACGUUGCCAUCGGCGGCAACACAAGUCGCUUGGGCUGGGCCCUACUGGGAAUGGUUGUGCUCGCUACAUGAUGGUGGCCUUAUCAUCUUCUGGAAUGCGCUCACCGGGUCAGAGCUGACCAGGCUGACGGCGCACAAGGAGAUGGUGUCCAGAAUCGCAUUUCCAAAUGAAGGAAGGCUCAUGGUGUCGUGCGGGCGGCAAGACAUGGAGGUCCGGCUGUGGUGCCUUGCUCGUGAAAAAGAAGACAGCGACGGCAGUGACUUCGAAGACCUGGAAGGAGAGAAUCCGGUGCCCGAGCUAAUGCGGAACUUCGUCUGCGAUCGCGCCCUGAAUUGCGUGGCCGUCCGGCCGUCGCUGACAUUCGCGGACGCCGCCUCGGAGGACACAGAAGGUGGCGACUGCACAGUGCUGGCCGGCGGUGGCCAAGAUGCUCGGGACGUUGCACUCGUGGGCGCUGGAACUGAUGUCGAUCAGUUUGAGCCCUUGCCCCUCAGAUUCGCCAGAGUUUCUGACUCUGGAGCGCCAGGAUUGGAACAUUGUCCAGCAGAGGGACCGUGGGACCCGAAACUCCGAAAAGGCGGCCACUUUGGACCCAUCCAUGCUCUGGCUUUCAGCCCAGAUGCCAGGAUCUGCGCGAGUGGCUCUGAGGACGGAAACGUCCGGCUCAGGGAGUUUUCUUAA